Messenger RNA from Drosophila navojoa, 2382 nucleotides. RefSeq names its product testis-specific gamma-tubulin ring protein 84 (gene t-Grip84). Gene Ontology annotation, cellular component: spindle pole; microtubule organizing center; gamma-tubulin complex. The record is from RefSeq and is a predicted model, not a curated record. Lineage: Eukaryota; Metazoa; Arthropoda; Insecta; Diptera; Drosophilidae. Gene Ontology annotation, biological process: meiotic cell cycle; microtubule nucleation; cytoplasmic microtubule organization. Gene Ontology annotation, molecular function: gamma-tubulin binding; microtubule minus-end binding.
ACAUAUAUGUAUCUAUAACUUGAUCCAUGAUGGAUUUGAAGAUACCAGAGACUAAUGCAACGCAAAGCACUUUCCGUUCGAGCAAAACUGGGGACGAGCCUUCGUUGGGCGAUUCGGAGCAGCGGGACUCGGCGAAAGAUGAGGGAGCAGGUGAGCCGGGUAGAUUUAAGCGUAAAAUGGGCUGCUGGGUGUUUGAGAGCGUGGGCGGCUUCUAUAUGCCUACCGAGGAUGUUACGAAGCUAUCGCUGAAACGGCAGGAGGAACUUCUCAUACGCGAUCUAAUCUACGCCUUUUCGGGCGUGCCCUCCACCCACAUUCGCCCCGAUUUACCCAUCGAGCAGAUCACGAAGGUGCGCGCCAAUCAGGUCGAAAAGGUGCGCUUCAAGAUCAACGAGAACUUCAGUGGCGCCUUUCGCACCCUGGCCACCGAGCUGCUGCCCCUGAUCGGCUACUAUAUCACAGUGCAGAGCUUCAUUGAGGAUGCCACUAUGUCGACGGGAUGCGGCCGUUCCCUGGCCUUGGCUCUGCAGCAGACCAUGCAGCAGUAUUUCGAUGUGCAGUCGGGGCUGGAGACGCAGCUGCAGGAGAAGAAGCUGGAUCUGCACCAGCUGGUGCAGCGCCUCCGUCCCUGGCUGGUCACCAUGCAAUCCUUGGCCAACUUGACCAGUCGAGUGCGCUCCCUGAAGCUGAACAGCGCCCAGAUGCUGACGCUGAUUGACGAGCAUCAGGAGCACUUCAAGUGCGAAAGGCUAAAGCUGCUGCUCACCGAUGUCUCCCACUACUACAUGAAGAUGGUGCAGCUGUGGACGCAGAAGGGCGUGCUCUACGAUGUGCGCAGGGAGUUCUUCAUUGAGGAUACCAGUCCGGGUGAUAUGAGCAGCACGUCGCUGUCGCCCAAGCAAUGCUGCCACGCCUACUGGAUGAAUCGUUAUUGCAUCUACAUGAGUCGGCUGCCCAGCUUCCUGGAGCCGGAAGCGGAGUGCAUCUUCCUGGCGGGAAAGUACCUGAACGUCCUGCGGCAGUGCAACGUGCAGAUGAAGCUGAUGCAGGCCUCGCUCAGCUUUGUGCCCGGCAACCAGUCGCACGUGGAGCUGAUCCACAGCAGCUAUGAGCUGCCCGCUCACAAGCUGUACGAGGUCUUGGUGCAGGAGCAGAAUCUGCUGCAGCAUCUCGAUAAUCUGCAGGCAUAUUUCCUGCUGCAGCAGCUGGACUUCAAUGAGGCGCUGAUGGAGUACUACGCGGACCAGCUGGAGUGCAACGUGGACGAUCUGAGGCCAGAGAAACUGCAGAAGAUUACGCUCAGACUGCUGCAGUACAGCUCAGAUCCGUUCAAGCAUCUGCUGCGCAGUCAGCUAAUGGACUGCGAUGUGACCACGCAGCUGACCAGACGCAUGAAGCGCAUUAAGGCUGGAAGGCAAGAAGGGAACGAGACUGAAGAAGAGGCGAAGGCAGAGCAGGCGGAGCAAGCUAAGCAGUUGGGGCAGGCAGAGCUGUCGGACACAAUGGAGCUGACGGAUCAAAUGGAGCUGACUGAGCCGGAGGAACUGGUGCUGCCAGCGGAGCAGCCGGAAGCAAUGAAGCAGCUGGAAGAAGUGAAGCAGCCAGAGCAAGUGAAGCAGAAGCAGCUGGCGUAUCAGCCAUCAGCUGAAUUUGAGCUGUCCAGCGAGGCGGACGAUAGCAGUCGAAUGCCAGAGCAGCUCUCGCUCUACGGCUACGAAGCGCUCACGCUGCGCUAUGAGCCCCAGUGGCCCAUCAGCCUGAUCCUGUACGAGGAGCCGCUGGAGCAGCUGCAGCUGAUGCAUCGCGUGCUCUUCUAUCUGCACUACGUGCAGCGCAAGCUGCAGUCAACCAGCAGCAAGGGCGAUCGUGCCGAGGCGCUGCAUAAGCGCAUGCUGCAGUGCAUCCUGCACCUGGAGCAGCACAUGACCCACGACGUUAUAAAGCCGCGCUGGCAAGCCCUGCUCGACGAUGUGCCGAAGGCACAGUUUGUGGACGAGCUGAUCAGCCUGUUCCAGGAGACUCUGGACAGCUGUCAGGUGAUGUGCUUGCUCUCCGAGUCGGUGACCUUUGUGCGCUCCCUCUUUACGCUGGGCCAGCUCUGUCUCAACUACAAACAGUUGCUGGAGCGCCAGGUUAACGAGCAGGACUUUGACGCCAGCCUGGCCGAGUAUGAGCAGGAGUUCAAUGGGCUGCUCGUUGGCAUCUUGGAGCUGCUCAUGGAACUGGCCAAACCGAGCAGCUCUUGCGGCAACGAGGAGCGCGAAUCCUGCAAACAGCUGCUGCAGCGCCUCGAAGAAAUCAGCCUGGAGUUGGCUUAGUUUUCGUUUGAUUUGAUUUCAUUAUUCAUAUAUCAUUCCACCCAUUCCAAAUUUCUUGUUGCUA